AUGAUGCCACACGCGUUUGCGUACCAGGACGACAUAAUUGUGAUACAAGAACACAAGCGCAACCUGAAAGAGGUUUUCCGGAGGCUAAGGGCGGAAAAUCUGAAAGUUAACGCAGAUAAGUGCAUGUUCUUUCGGAAGGAGCUACAAUACCUGGGCCACCGAGUGACGGAUCAGGGCAUCGGAACGGAUCCGGAGAAAGUGGCGGCAAUAGCUCAGCUAAAGCCCCCAGGAAACGUGAAGGAGCUGCGACAGUACCUAGGAGUGGCGUCGUGGUACAGACGUUUUGUACCAGAUUUUGCGACAAAGGGCCAGCUAAACAUCGUCGCGGACGACCUGUCGCGACAGCCGCUGCAGGAAACUAGCCGCAGGAUAACGGCGAAGGAAGAAGGGCAACCGGACGAGCAGCAGGAGUGCAGGUGGGUAGAUGAGAUGCGGAGAAAAAUGAAGCAGGAUCCCCAAAAAUACCCAGACUACCUAGAGGAGGCCGGCCAACUGUAUAGGCACAUUCCGGACCGGGCAGGAAACGAGGAUGUGCUGCAAGCAGCCGGAAAACUGCUGACACAGGUGCCGGAAGAACCAUGGGCGACCGUAUGCGCGGACUUUGUAGGCCCCUUGCCGAGGUCAAAGCACGGGAAUUCGAUGCGCCUGGUCCUGGUGGACAGGUUCUCCAAGUGGACCGAGAUCGUUCCAUUGCGUAGGGCGACCACCGAGACGCUACGAAAGGCCGUGCGAGAGCGGAUAGUGGCCAGGUACGGAGUGCCAAAAAUCAUGAUCACGGACAACGGAGUCCAAUUUACGAGCAGGGCGUUCAAGAGGUUCUUGGAGGAGCUGGGUGUAAAACAGCAGCUCACGGCUCCAUAUACUCCGCAAGAAAACCCGACGGAAAGGGCCAACAGGACCGGAAGAGAACCGAGGCUGCCAAAUACGUUGUUCGACGAACAGACGGCCGGAACGGGCAGAUGUCCACAGACGCCGGUAGAAAACGCGGAAAAACUCAAGGAGAUCUUCGAACUGGUGCGGAGAAACAUGGAAAGGGCUGCGCAGGAUAUAGGCACGCCACUAUAA
Molecule: messenger RNA, 1065 nt
Organism: Drosophila yakuba
Lineage: Eukaryota; Metazoa; Arthropoda; Insecta; Diptera; Drosophilidae
Exons: 4
Coding region: 1-1065 (354 amino acids)
Biological process (GO): DNA integration
Molecular function (GO): nucleic acid binding
Source: RefSeq, a predicted model, not a curated record